This is a messenger RNA of Cylindrotheca closterium, 888 nucleotides long. The record is from the annotation of a GenBank genome assembly. NCBI's taxonomy places the organism in Eukaryota, Bacillariophyta, Bacillariophyceae, Bacillariales, Bacillariaceae.
AUGAAAUCCAUUGCACUACUUCCGUCCAUUCUCUUCCUCGCAGAUCCAGCUGCAUCCUUAUCAGCAUCAUCAGGUUUCUUCAAACUCGAUCGAUUCACUGCCACCUGUCCUACCGACGAAAGUUGCAUUCGACAGUUUGAUUUCAACCUGAUGGAUGCAGAUGGGAACGGGAUUUGGGCAAAUAUAGGAACUUGGGCAGCUGUGUAUCGGUCGAACAACAACAAGCCCAGCUUAUUCGCUCGGGAUGAAUUCUUCAGUGCCAUGAGUGAGGCUACUACUCCGAAUUAUAACGAUAAUUCUGCAAACCAAUCAUCACCUGACCAAGUGGAUUCCUCCAAGAUCUCGACACCCAUGGCUCUUGAAAAGCCAGUAGCAGUAGCGAGAUUAAUCCCCUCGCCAGAUUUUGAGCACAAGUGGAUUCUGGAUUGUAUGCGGUGUGCGCUCAAGAAAGAAGAUCUGGAUGAAACCUGCGAUGGUGGCAGUGAAUAUGUGGAGGCUCUCAGUGUCUGUGUGGAUUCGCUGUUAUUGCACCACCUCAAGGAGAAUACCAAAACUGGUACCGUCUUUGAAGGAUCUAUUCGUACGAAAGCAACUCUGCACAGCAGCAAAAUCUUGGAAGAACGAGGAUUCACUCCAGUGCAAAAAUUAUCCACCGACAUGGCCACCCACAUAUCUCAUUACGAUGACUGUUUGAAGAAUUAUGCAUUGCGAACAGCUAGUACCAAUCUAAGUCCAGAAGCCCGAGAUAGAGCCCUACAGAUAGUUUCUUUGUUAGGAAAGCUGGACGAGGAGCUUGAGCGAAAGGCAAAGGAGAAUGAUAGUGCAGAUGGGAAUUCUGAUGAGGACGAUGACUACGAUCCAUGGGCUAAUAUCAGUAUGCAAAUAUAA